AUGUCUGAAUGGAAGCCACCGGCCUUUGGUACUCCCGUCUGGAUGAGCAUCCCUGCUACAGAUGUUAGCCGUGCCGCAGAGUUCUACAAGACUGUUUUCAACUUCAACUUCAAGCACUCCGAUCACAAGAAUCCUGGCGAGUUCAGGAAAUUCGACUUCAACCCUAGUCUUGGCUUGACAGGUGGUAUUCUGCAGGCUCCUGACCACACUGGUAACUUCCACCCAGGUAAAGGAGGUCUCUGUGUUUACUGGUUCGUCGAAAACGUUGAUAACAUCGGGCCUGUCAUUGAGAAAGCCGGUGGUAAAAUGUUGACUGAGAAGGAAAAGGAGGGAGAGUUUGGCCUGUAUAGGUUCUUUGAGGAUACCGAGGGAUCUGUUGGUGCCGUGUACCAGAUGGCUUGA
Molecule: messenger RNA, 402 nt
Organism: Fusarium mangiferae
Lineage: Eukaryota; Fungi; Ascomycota; Sordariomycetes; Hypocreales; Nectriaceae
Exons: 2
Coding region: 1-402 (133 amino acids)
Source: RefSeq, a predicted model, not a curated record